This is a messenger RNA of Haliotis rubra (blacklip abalone), 786 nucleotides long. RefSeq lists its product as uncharacterized. NCBI's taxonomy places the organism in Eukaryota, Metazoa, Mollusca, Gastropoda, Lepetellida, Haliotidae. Bases 41 to 772 code for a protein of 243 amino acids. The record is from RefSeq and is a predicted model, not a curated record. The transcript is spliced from 4 exons.
UAUAACCACAACCACAUGGGUUUGUAUUCAGACUGCAAUCAUGAAGCUAACGCUGUAUGCUGCUGUCAUCGUCCUGGCUGGGAUAGUCACAGCUGCCGCCUUGAAUCAAAACAAUGCGGACUGCCCCGCCGACCGGAGAUUCCUGCAUGAUCUGAAAUCACUCCUGAGGUUACACCUGGGAGAGAAGAUUAUACCACCUGAAACUGACUCUCCGCAUUGGACCGGCUCGGCUGGAGGAGCGAUUUUCACUCGGUGGGGAAGGACAACAUGCCCGAAAGGAAAUGAUGUCGUGUACGAAGGUUAUGCCGGUGGAAGCAAUUACCAGGCGAAAGGGGGUCCGGGAACAACGCUGUGCCUCCCCGAAGCACCCAUUUACGAAAAGUAUACUAGUGAAGCAUCAGAAAGCUAUAUCUUUGGCACUGAGUAUCAAACAGAUACAGCGAACGCUCCUCUACACCGGCUGUUUCAAGACGAUGUCCCGUGUGUGGUGUGCCAGAGUCACCACAGAACAAGUGCCAUCAUGGUCCCUGCCAGGAACGAGUGUUUUCCUGGUUGGCAUCUGGAAUACAAGGGCUAUCUGUUUGGCGGCCCUACUGAACAUACUGGUUCCAGCGAUUAUGUCUGUGUAGAUGGUGAAGCAGAGGCAAUCCCUGGAGGUAAAGCAAACACAAACGGCCAUCUCUUGUACCUGAUCGACGCCAAAUGUGGUGCCCUGAAAUGCCCCCCUUAUGUCGAUGCCUGGGAGUUGACGUGUGCCCUUUGCACAAAAUAAAAAUGUCCAAAAAG